CUUCUCGGUCAUCCCCCGGCGUGUCCCGAUCGGCGGCGGGGAGGGCGGAGGUAGCGGCUCGGGGUGGUGGCAGCAGCAGCAGGAGUCGGCCAUGUCGGGGAACGGUGGGGAAGACCUAGCAGCCUUCGUGGCGCUGCACGGCGCCGCGCUCCGCGCCUCCCGCGUCCCGGCGCGCUACUGGGAGAGCCUGCACCGCAAGCUGCGCGGCGAGGUGUUUGAUGCCGGUGACUACUUUGGGAUAAUGCAAGUAGAAGAGGUAGAUGAGGAAGAAGAGGGUGAUGAAGACAUGGGAGAAGAAUUGAAAAAGAAACCAAAUCCUGGAAAUGAGCCUUGUUUCAAAGUUAUUGUAACAAAUGAGAAUGGGCUUCAAGCCUCCAAUCCUGAUAGCAUUUUCCUCGUUGACCAUGCUUGGACAUACCGUGUUGAACACGCCCGCCAGCAGCUGCUUCACAUACCUGGUUUACUUCACAGAAUGGCAAAUCUCAUGUGCAUCGACUUUCAUGGAGAGAUCCCAGAUGAGGGCAGUAUUGAGCAAGUGUUGCAGGAAAUGUGGAAAUACAAUCAGACCUACCAACUUUCUCAAGGGACUGCAGAGGAGAAGGUUCCUGUCUGGUAUGUUAUGGAUGAAUUUGGAUCGCGCAUUCAGCAUUCAGAUCAGCCUAGCUUUGCAACAGCACCACUAUUCUAUAUGCCUCAACAAAUUGCUUACACUGUUCUCUGGCCCUUGAGAGAUCUUGAAACUGGUGAUGAAGUGACUCGUGAUUAUGCUUAUGGGGAAACAGAUCGCUUGAUCAGGAAGUGUGUUUUGUUACCAUGGGUGCCUGCUGGGGUAUUGGAUGUCAACUGUUUUACCCCAGAGCCAUCGGAUGAGCAUUACCAGGCUAUUUUAGCAGAAAAUAAGGAGAAACUGCCUAUAGCAAUAAACCCACCAGUUUAUGACAAAGACAAAGUUUUCAAGGUUUUCACAGACAUUCAGCAAGUCCUCAACAGCCUAACACAUCCCCGCUUUGUGUUCACAGACAACGAGAGAGAAGCAGACAUCCUCUACAACUUCUCACACUUCAAGGAUUACAGGAAGCUGAGUGAGGAAAGACCUGAAGUAAUGCUGAAUCAGUUCCCAUGUGAGAACCUCCUGACUGUCAAAGACUGCCUGGCAUCCAUAUCUAGACGAGCUGGAGGACCAGAUGGGCCAAGAUGGUUGCCUCGUACUUUUAAUCUCCAAACAGAAUUGCCGCAGUUCAUCUGUUACUUUCAGCAACGUGAAAGAAGAGGAGAAGACAAUCACUGGAUAUGCAAACCAUGGAACUUGGCCAGAAGCCUGGACAUCCACAUCACCAACAGCCUUAACAAUAUCAUCAGGCAUAGGGAAAGCAGCCCAAAGGUAGUGUGCAAAUAUAUUGAAAAUCCAGUCUUGUUUCACCGAGAAGAGGUGGGGAUGGUUAAAUUUGACAUCCGUUAUGUUGUAUUGCUGCGGUCCAUAAAACCACUCAAGCUAUAUAUCUACAAUGUAUUUUGGCUGCGCUUUUCAAAUCGGGCGUUUUCCCUUGAUGACCUGGAUGACUAUGAGAAGCAUUUCACAGUCAUGAAUUAUGCGCCUGGUGUAACAUUAAAGCAGGUACAUUGUGAAGAAUUUAUUCCUCUGUUUGAAAAACAGUAUCCUGAAUAUCCAUGGACAACAGUACAAGCAAAUAUUUUUAAGGCAUUUGCUGAGUUGUUCGAAGUUGCUUCAGCUAAACCUGCACCUCUUGGCAUCUGUGAUUAUCCAUCAUCAAGAGCAAUAUAUGCAAUUGACUUAAUGCUUAAAUGGGACACAAGCAGAGAUGGGAAGAGAAUUAUGCAGCCUCAGAUUCUGGAGGUGAACUUUAAUCCUGACUGUGAUAGAGCCUGCAAAUACCACCCUACCUUUUUUAAUGAUGUGUUCAGCACCCUAUUUCUGGAUGAAACAAAAAACUGCCAUGUGACACGUAUUGUCUAGCCACAAGACACUUGACUCUUUCCUUCACAGAUCUGCUUAACAGCAAUAUUUAAAUUUCAGUUCUGUGAGCUGUUGAUGCAAUUGUUUUCCUGUAUUAGUAACCCAGGAGAAAAUCUUGUAUCAGAAGAAUAUGCAUAUACUGUUUACUGUACCAAUGAUUAUUUUGUCUGCAUUUUCCUUGUCUUGCUUAAUCCUAUAAAUCACCAGCUUGUGUUGACCAAAUAUCUUGUUUAUUGAAUAUGGGAGACCUCAAAACAGGACUUUAACUGGAGCAAUUGACUUGUUUCUCAGGUAGCCUAAUCUCUUGUUUGCUUGCUGGGAAACAUUGCAUAAGUUCCCUGUGUCAACAUUAAAAUUAUAAUUUACUGAA
This is a messenger RNA of Cygnus atratus (black swan), 2345 nucleotides long. RefSeq names its product tubulin tyrosine ligase like 12 (gene TTLL12). Gene Ontology annotation, biological process: protein modification process. The transcript has 14 exons. NCBI's taxonomy places the organism in Eukaryota, Metazoa, Chordata, Aves, Anseriformes, Anatidae. The record is from RefSeq and is a predicted model, not a curated record. Bases 92 to 1975 code for a protein of 627 amino acids.